Messenger RNA from Mucor mucedo, 1204 nucleotides. Its product is annotated as mitotic checkpoint regulator, MAD2B-interacting-domain-containing protein. The record is from RefSeq and is a predicted model, not a curated record. Gene Ontology annotation, cellular component: nucleus. The coding region runs from base 28 to 966 and encodes 312 amino acids. Lineage: Eukaryota; Fungi; Mucoromycota; Mucoromycetes; Mucorales; Mucoraceae. The transcript has 5 exons.
UCUCUCUCUCUUUUUUUUUAAAAAAAAAUGUUGGUACCAGAUUAUAGCAGUAGUAGUUCAGACUCUGAAUCCGAAGUUGUCGUUCACACACCACCACCCAAACGAUCCUUAUCAGGACUUUUACCAGCACCUAAAAAGGCAAAAACAAUUCAUAUCGCUUUACCAAAAUUAGAUGACGACGACACCACAGAAGGGACGUCCAACCCACCUCAGAAAUCAAGCAGCGGGUUAGGGUUAGCCGAUUUAUUACCAGCGCCAAAGCAUGGCAGUCAAAAAAGUACAUUUUCACCCGCAUUGCCGAAAAAGUCAAAAGGCAAAGAGAAGAGAGUCAGUCCUGAGCCAACAGAACAACCAGUAGAACAAGAAGAAGAAGAAGAGGAGGAGGAAGAGGAAGAGGUGGUAGACUAUGCUCCAAAAAAGUCAUUCUUUCAUUUUGGUAAAGAUUUGAAGGAAGAAAGAACGACACCUACCGCGAAACCAGUGCAAGCGACACCUGGACCGUUGUAUUCGGUUGAAAGAGCACCUGCAGUAGAAGAACCUCAGUUUGCAGCAGUCGAUGCAUAUGCAUACGACCCUAAUGCCAUGUAUUCUGCUGAUCCCUCCACGUAUUACCAAUAUCAACAACAACAACAGCUGGAGGAAAGCGACCAUGUGGGUGAUUUGGAAGAUGGUCAAGAUUUACAACGUAUGGUGGGUAAACGUCUACGAGGAGAAUCAAAUAUUCAAAUCAAGACGAUUCAUCAAAGGGACAUGUUACCAACAAAAGAAUGGAGAGAACAACAAGCACUCACGGCUGCACCGAAAUUUAAUAACGGAAUGACGAUGUCAGCGAGUAAAUUACAAAUGAAGAAGAAUAAUAUCAUGGCGUUAGCAGCGCAUGCAGUAAACAAUCAAGAGAAAUUGGAUGAAAUGUUUGCAGCGCAUAAAAAGACACGACGUGAAGCGUCUACUAAAUACGGUUUCUGACCAAUGAUACAAUUAUAAAUAAAAAAAAAAAAAAAAAAAAAGAGGGAGUAAAAUAAAGGGGGUUGAUGGAAAAAAUCCAACUAUUUUUCUUAUAUUUCUAUUUUAUUUUAUUUUUCCCUUUUUUUUUUUCAUAUCCUUUCUUUCUUUUUAUGCUGCUUUAUGACAUUCUUAUAAUGGAAGAUAUAGCAGAUACAACAUCACAACGUACCACAACAACAACAACAACAACAAGACGCCU